This is a messenger RNA of Sodiomyces alkalinus F11, 4082 nucleotides long. RefSeq lists its product as hypothetical. Lineage: Eukaryota; Fungi; Ascomycota; Sordariomycetes; Glomerellales; Plectosphaerellaceae. The transcript has 4 exons. Gene Ontology annotation, cellular component: nucleus. The coding region runs from base 129 to 3842 and encodes 1237 amino acids. Gene Ontology annotation, biological process: chromatin remodeling. Gene Ontology annotation, molecular function: histone H3K9 demethylase activity; histone H3K36 demethylase activity. The record is from RefSeq and is a predicted model, not a curated record.
CGACACCCAAGACGUUGCAAAAACACACAAACAAAAACACACCUUUGUUCAUUCGAGACCCUAUCGACUUGAUAUCGUCGCCCAACCAACGCAGUUGCAUGGCCGGUCGCAUGUAGGCCCUCAAGACCAUGUCGUCCGAGGCCAUCCGCGCCCCCGCGCAAGAAGAGCUCGUCUCUACCUCGGAGCCCGCGCUUUCCAACAACACCUACGACUCGACCAGAGCUAAUCAUCAUCACGACUCCGACCGCAAUCCGAGUGAGCCUGCAACUACAGCCAACCAUGCCGCUGUGGACGUCGACGACGUUACUGCUGAUGCCGAGCCUGCCGAACCCGCUUUCCUUCAUUCGCCCCCUGAUAGCAACAACAUGGCAAAAUCCGAAGCCUCCGACUCGGAAUUGAGCGACCUCGACGACGAUGCCGUUGGCCUCGGGCCUGAUGCCAACUCCGCCCCAGUCUCCGAUUCGGUCCCCGAUCCCGUCCCCGUUCCCGUCCCCCAGCCCGAGGAACUCAAGGCAGAAGAUGACAUCGGUGACAUCGAGCCUGCUGACUGGUCUGGCCAAGUUCCCAUCUUCCGGCCGACCAUGCAUCAGUUCAAAGACUUCAAACGAUUUAUGGAAAAAAUCGACAGCUAUGGUAUGAAGUCAGGCAUCGUCAAAGUCGUCCCUCCUAAGGAGUGGAAGGACUCCCUCCCCAAGCUCGACGCGCUUGUCAAACACAUCAGGGUUCGAGAUCCGAUCAAACAGGAUAUUAUGGGCUCCAACGGCACCUACCGCCAAGUCAAUAUCUUACACCAACGCUCCUACAACCUGCCCCAGUGGCGGAAACUCUGCGAUCAGAGCGAACAUCAACCUCCGGCUCGACGAGGCGAGCGCCGCAUUCAGGCUGAUAGGCCCAAGCCCAAGCCCAAGCCCAAGCCUGCGCCGAAGCCCCGCGCUGCGGCCGUCGCCAAAACUACCGCCACCCCUGCCAAGACGCGUGGUCCAGGGAGACGGGGGAGGAAGAAGGGUGGCCGAGGUCGUCCCAAGCGCGAAGCGGAGCCCGAAGACCGUCCGUUGACCCCCGAAUCCCCCCGACCCGACGAAGACGAGCCGACCAUAAAGAAAGAAGCGAUCGAAUCCGUCGAGAACGAUGAUCCCGGCAUGGAACUCGACGGGGAUGACGAGCCGACUCCUACCACGGCCAGGAUGGGCAGGAUGGGUCGUAUGGGCCGCAUGGGCGGUGCGGCGAAACCUGCCAAGGACACGACCCAGACCGUUUCUGCCCGCCGGAAGUACUGCCGCCGUGAGGGCUCAGCAAUGAUCGACGAGGAGCUCUUCAAGGACUUCGAUUACGAUAUGGACACUUCCGAGUACACCCCGGAGAGGUGCGAGGAGCUCGAAAGAGCCUACUGGAAGACUCUCACCUACGCGCCUCCACUAUAUGGCGCCGACCUCAUGGGCACCUUUUUCGAUGAAUCGACCGAGACGUGGAACCUGAACAAGCUGCCCAACCUCCUCGAUGUACUGGGGACGAAGGUUCCUGGUGUCAACACGGCCUAUCUUUACCUCGGCAUGUGGAAGGCUACCUUCGCCUGGCAUCUCGAGGAUGUCGACCUCUACAGCAUCAACUAUCUCCACUUCGGUGCACCCAAGCAGUGGUAUAGUAUCGCUCAAGCCGAUCUCCCCCGCUUCGAGGCCGCCAUGAAGAACAUCUGGCCCACUGAAGCCAAAUCCUGUAACCAGUUUCUCCGCCACAAAGGCUUCUUGAUCUCUCCGCAGCACCUCAAACAGCACUACAACAUCACCGUCAAUAAGUGCGUAUCCUACCCCGGCGAGUUCGUCGUCACCUAUCCAUAUGGCUACCAUUCGGGCUAUAAUCUGGGUUACAACUGCGCCGAGGCCGUAAAUUUCGCUCUCGAUUCUUGGCUGCCCAUGGGCAAAGUCGCCAAACGGUGCGAGUGUGCCCAGGCCCAGGACAGCGUCUGGGUUGAUGUAUACGACAUUGAGCGCAAGCUGCGGGGCGAGGAGACCGAGUUCGAAGAGACAGAGGAGGAGGAGGAGGAGGAGGAAGGAGAAGACGAGGACGAAGAGAUGGUAUCCGGUCUUCCAAGCCCUGCAUCUAGUCACACCGUCAAGAUAAAGGUACCUUCUCGAAAGCGGAAGCGCGAUGCCAAGGACAAGGAUGCGAAGAAGAAGACUAAGAAGAUCCGUCUCCGCGUCAAAUCUCGUCCAGAGCCAGUUUGCUGUCUCUGCCCCAAUGAUUUGCCAGGUGCCGAGGUUCUGCCCACCGAUGACGGGCGGAAGGCUCACCGAAUGUGCGCCUUGUACUUGCCAGAAACGUACAUUGACACCGUGGAUGGUAAGGAGGUGGUUGCCAAUGUCGCCAAUAUCAACAAGGAUCGUAUGGACCUGAAGUGCUUGUUCUGCCGGUCGAAACGCGGCGCCUGCUUCCAAUGCUCGCAGAACAAAUGUGCGAGGGCAUACCAUGCCACCUGUGCUGCCGCGGCUGGUGUUUUUGUCGAAGAGGCCGAAGUGCCUGUUUUCGGCGAAGACGGCACCGAGUACAAAGAACAAGCCUUCGAGUUCAGUUGCCGAUUCCACCGCACGAAGCGAGACAGGAAGCUGGGAGGGCACGUCUUGGAAGAAGACACGCGCAUUCGAGACGCCGCCAGGGCUUUGCGAAAGGGCGACAUCUGUCAGGUCCAGUAUUACAGGGGAGACAUAUUUGCCGGUGUCGUCGUCGAGAAUAACAGAUCGGAGGAGACACUGCUCCUCGACGUCAUCCCCAACAGGGACCUCGUGGAGGUUGGGUGGAAAUGGCUUCUGCUGCCUGAUCCGGCCGAUUAUCGCCUUCCGAAGGCUUCCGUCAACGCGAUCCCUCUACCGUCGUCACAGAAAGCCAAGGAUCGACUCAACGCGAAGCGUGUACUGGACGAGAUUCCGAGGAAAGACGACCGGUUUGUGGACGGGGGCUUUACCUGGGCGGAGUUCAAUACUUGCGACGAGUUCCAGAAGAACAAGGAUCAGGCGAAGAUCGACCUGGCGGCCAAGGACAACCAGGUCUGGUACUAUCUUGGAGCGACGUCUACUGAAGCCAAGCCCCAGUAUACCGAAAACCCGAUGCUUUCACGUCACAACCCGAGGAGCAAUUUUCUCGACAGCAUCCCGAAACCGCCGAAGCCACCGAAGUUGGCCUCACAACAGGUCAACUCUCAGCGGCGCGCAUCAUAUGUGCCACAACACCCAUCUCCCUUGGCCAAUGCUACUUCGUUGCCAGGCUCAGCCAAUACUGCUGCUGCUGCUGUCAAUCCGAGAAAGCCUUACGUAUACAAACCCCGGAAACUCAUCCAGCCCACAUGGAAUCACACAUCAUCUCAGACCUUCGAGGCGGAGCAGGUUGCGCCCAGGCAGUCAAGCUCGCCGUAUCCACCCGGCCAGCAGCUCGGGUGCGGUACCGACCCACGCUUCCAAGGGCAGGAUGGCCAAAGCUCUCAGGCUACCCAGUUCGUGUUCGCACCAUCCUCCUAUACUACGCACCCGACCUACCUGGCGUACACAAGCCCGCCCGGUCUGCCUCCUGCAGCCGCACCGGUAAGCCAGACACCGCCACAGGCACGCUGGGCCCCGCAGUCGGUGCAGCCACAGCAGAACCAAUAUCACGCCCCGCGUAGUCAGCAACAGGACGCUCGACAGAUCCCAAGCCAACCCCACCAGGUUCUUCAGGGGGACGCUUCGAAGCAACAGCCGGCCCAUGCCCCGGCCCCGGCGAGCCAACCUCGCCCAGCAUUAUCAAGUCGGCCUGUCCAACCGCCGACACAACGGCGAACGACUCACGCUUCCACCGCGCAACACGAACCGUCAUGACUCUAGCACGUACAGGACGCCGUAUAUUCCAAGUUCUCUGGGAGGCGGUUUCACCAACGGAUAUGAAGGCAACUUCCGGGCUCACUUGCUCCAGUCCACGGCUGCGGGGCUGUACCGCACCGUUCGUCCCGGGUCAUCAAACAACGCUACCAACACCACGUCCCAUUGGUCUGCCGUUUCCCAUAAGGCGUCCCAGUCUCCAGUCCCGCCGGGUCCCUCGGGGCAGCAUCAAUGCCAGGC